AAAUUGAAAAAAUUCAGAAGGGUGAAACAACAAAGAAGGAUGAGGAAGAGAACUACCUGGAUUUAUUUUCCCACAAGAAUAUGAAACUGAAAGAACGAGUUCUGAUACCUGUCAAACAGUACCCCAAGUUCAACUUUGUUGGAAAGAUUUUGGGACCUCAAGGCAACACCAUCAAGAGACUUCAGGAAGAAACUGGUGCUAAGAUAUCUGUGCUUGGGAAGGGUUCAAUGCGAGAUAAAGCAAAGGAGGAAGAACUGCGUAAAGGGGGAGAUCCUAAAUAUGCCCAUCUAAAUAUGGAUUUGCAUGUCUUCAUUGAAGUUUUUGGACCCCCUUGUGAAGCAUAUGCUCUGAUGGCUCAUGCCAUGGAAGAAGUCAAGAAGUUCCUUGUUCCAGAUAUGAUGGAUGAUAUCUGUCAGGAGCAAUUCUUGGAGCUCUCCUAUCUGAACGGUGUACCAGAGCCAACUCGUGGCCGAGGAGUCCCUGUGCGGGGAAGGGGAGCAGCUCCACCGCCGCCUCCACCUGUUCCAAGGGGGCGUGGAGUCGGUCCUCCCCCUCCUCCUCCUCGGGGGGCCCUUGUGCGAGGAGCCCCGGUGCGGGGUGCCAUUGCCAGGGGAGCUGCCGUAGCCCGCGGAGUGCCUCCUCCCCCAGCAGUACGGGGUGCUCCCGCACCCAGAGCACGUGCAGCCGGCAUUCAGAGAAUACCGCUUCCUCCUCCUCCUGCACCAGAAACCUAUGAGGAAUAUGGCUAUGAUGAUGCAUAUGCAGACCAGAGCUAUGAGGGGUAUGAAGGCUACUACAGCCAGGGCCAAGGGGACACAGAAUACUAUGAUUAUGGACACGGGGAGGCACAGGAAACCUAUGAAGCUUAUGGUAUGUCUGGGAAUACUGUUCUGUUGACAGGGAAGGGGCUGCACAUA
Molecule: messenger RNA, 917 nt
Organism: Pelecanus crispus (Dalmatian pelican)
Lineage: Eukaryota; Metazoa; Chordata; Aves; Pelecaniformes; Pelecanidae
Source: RefSeq, a predicted model, not a curated record